GACUGUUUGAAGAACGAACGCAAAAUGGAUAUGGAUGUCGUGUAUGGGCGAAACGAUUUCACACAGAUCAAACGCACAUGUGUGUCGUGUAUGGGCCCCAUUAGUCAAAUAUUUUUAAUCUUAUGCACCAUGCUGUCACCUCUAACAACAAUUCUUUUUUCUGGAUAACUAUAAUUGCCUGUCCAAAUGCUACGUUAUUUUAACAAUUUUUUACGAAACUAUUUCUAAAUAAACAUUUCGCAUUCGGCUUUGUUAAUGCUAACAAAUACAAAGUAUUUUUAGUCAAAAUCUAUUGCCAAUCGAGUUGAUUCGCUCCUAACCACCAUGAAAAGAGUAGACUUUGAAGAUACCAACGACCUCCCUAUUAACGUAAUGUCGAGUGUUAUAAGCUGUGUAACACCAUCAACUAAUUUUCAUUGGCUACCGGCAAGAACAGAUAAUUUAUCCACAAUAACUGGUCGAACUCUGUGCAGUAAAAAAACAAUUACUCCUGAAGUUUUGUCUUUGGCUCCACCGCUUAUGGAUUUCGAAGAUGAACUUAUUUGGUUUGAAAAUAGAGGGGACAGUAAUGAGAUUGUGUCAUAUGAUAACUCGAACUGCAUUGAUGCAUACUCUAAACACCUUUUAACUCUUGCUUUUUGCCAGCCUUUAACACCUCAUGAACAAAAAACAUUGUUGGAAGAUGUUAUGAAGCAUACAAACUUUAUUUAUCAAAUAGGAUUAACUCCAUCCAAGUUGCCCCAAUUAGUAGAAAAUAAUCCACUUAUAUCAAUAGAAAUUUUGCUGAGGCUUAUGAAAACGGUCGAAAUAACGGAAUAUUUUAAUGUUUUGGUACAAAUGGACAUAACACUACAUUCAAUGGAGGUUGUUAACAGACCAUGCAGACAACGGACAACCAAAAAAUCUGUCGAAGGACUGACGACGACAAAGCAUCACAACAUUUUCUUUGUUGUAGAGUAGAAAAACCGAGUUUUGCCGAACAUCUUUGCCUACAAAUCAUCGUAAUUAUGAAUAAUAAUGUAAGAGCAUGCAUUUAGUACCGGCGCAGACUUUUGACAACCGCCGAAAAAUAUUUGCAGCUUAGUUUCCCGGUAGGCGUAAUAUUCCAUCAUAUAAUACAUUCCAUAGUAUUGGACCCAAUGUGAAGCCCUGCUGUUCGCCAACUAUCACAAGUAGC
Messenger RNA from Bactrocera latifrons, 1177 nucleotides. RefSeq names its product CCR4-NOT transcription complex subunit 11-like. Lineage: Eukaryota; Metazoa; Arthropoda; Insecta; Diptera; Tephritidae. Gene Ontology annotation, biological process: negative regulation of translation; mRNA catabolic process. The record is from RefSeq and is a predicted model, not a curated record. The transcript is spliced from 5 exons. Gene Ontology annotation, cellular component: CCR4-NOT complex. The coding region runs from base 325 to 960 and encodes 211 amino acids.